Molecule: messenger RNA, 3342 nt
Organism: Spirodela intermedia
Lineage: Eukaryota; Viridiplantae; Streptophyta; Magnoliopsida; Alismatales; Araceae
Source: the annotation of a GenBank genome assembly
AUGGAGGCCAACCAGAAGAGAGAGGAAACCGCAGAAGGAGAAAUGAGCUCGAAGGCGAAGCAGGAAGAUGGGCAUGUGAAGUACAGAGGCUGGAAAGCCAUGCCCUACGUCGUCGGUAAGCCUUGGCCAUCGUCUUCAUCAUCAUCAUCUUCUUCAUCGUCGUCUUCUUCACAUUCUUCGUGUUGUUCUUGCAGGGAACGAGACUUUUGAGAAGCUGGGCACCAUUGGAACCUCGUCGAACCUCCUGGUCUACCUGACCACCGUCUUCCACAUCAAGGGAGUCCAAGCCACCACCCUCAUCAAUGUCUGGAACGGCAGCACCAACAUCGCCACCAUCGCCGGCGCCUUCCUCUCCGACGCCUAUUUCGGCCGCUACGCCACCCUCGGCUUCUCCUCCGUCGCCUCCUUCCUGGUACCACCCCCCAAAAUCCACCUCCAUCUCCCAUGCAAAAUCCCCAGUAGAUAAUCAAAGCUCCAACCUUCGUGGUUCUUCCCAGGGCAUGACGGUGCUGACCCUCACGGCCGCCGUGGGGACCCUCCAUCCCCCGCGCUGCGGCGGCCCCGACGGUCCCUGCCGGGGGCCGACGCCAUGGCAGCUGGCCUUCCUCCUCUCCGGGAUGGGGCUCAUGGUGGUCGGCGCCGGAGGGAUCCGCCCCUGCAACCUGGCCUUUGGGGUGGACCAGUUCAACCCACGGACGGUGGCGGGGAAGAGGGGUAUCAACAGCUUCUUCAACCUCUACUACGUGACCUUCACGGCCUCUGUCAUGAUCUCCGUCACCAUCAUCGUUUACGUGCAGAGCAGCAUCAGCUGGGCGGUGGGGCUGGCCAUCCCCGCUUUCCUCAUGCUGCUCUCCUGCAUCUUCUUCUUCUCCGGGUCCUCAAUCUACGUGAAGGUCUCACCGGAGGGGAGCCCCUUCGCCGGGAUAGCGCGGGUGGCGGUGGCCGCCGUCAGGAAGCGCCGCGUGGAGCUUCCCUCCGACGGCGGCUCCUCCUCCGCCGCCGCCUUCUUCAACCCGCCGGCCGCCGCCGCCUCGAUCAACACCAGGCUCCCACGCACCGACCAGUUCAGGUGAUCCCCUCGUCUUCCUCCUCCUUCCUACCUUUCUACUUAUCUGGGUUUUGCCGAAUUGUACUUUCGCACCACACUCCAGAGAGAUCCCUCGAUCUGAUUGCCACGUGCCAGAUCUUGUUCCAUCAUUGUCGGAACCAGAUCUGAUCAACCCGGCGGCAACUUUUUAGCCAAUCACAAGGGAACACUUGUCUAGCUUCCGUUCACUCAUCAAACCGACCACCGUCGAGUGAUGUGGAUGCGUUCCCAGCCUUCUUCUUCAUUAAUGCAUCAAGCAUUAUAGGAGAAAGUACAUGGAAAAUUUAUUUGCUAUAUUGAAAGUGACAAUUAACUCAUGCACUUGGUAGAAGGUUUUCACUGAAUCUAGUAAAGUAAAUGAUUCCGGAGAUAAUUUACGCUCAGCAUUGUACUCUGUCUUGAAAUUGAUCAUGGGCUCAUUUUUUCUUUUGAGCAAAUAUUGAUUGAAUCUAGUAAUUCCGGGAAGUUCCUCACACUAAUUUAUGUUCAUAUUUAUUUUACUACGAUCAUAGAGGAAACUACAUGACAAAAAAGAUCUACUUUGUGUUGAGAUCUGAUCAUUGGCACAUAUCUUGUCCAGAAAAUUGAUUCAACCAUGUAUAGUUAAUUAGAUUCGCAUGGUAAUUUAUGAUCACAGUUAUUUUCUAGAAAUUAUGGGUGUAGACAUGUUAAAUUAUUGUGUGUCUCAAUUGAUAAUGGGCACCAUUACUUUAGAACAAAAUAUUGGUUUAAUCGAUCCAUAAUGUUAUUUUUUUCAUGGUAAUUGAUUAUAGCCACCUUGAUAGAGAUAAUUAACUGAAAUCGACUACAUAUUCUCUGCUAAUUUUAAAACAUAUUUAGUUCAAAAUUAUCAUUUAUGAAUUUAUAUCAUUCUCUCACAAUCCCCAGAAAGUUGUGUGAUGAACGCAUUAGUUGACCGUGAGUGCCACCUUGGCAAAGGUAAUCAGCUUAAAUAGUUAGGUACAAUCCACUUUAUCAGAUAAUUAUCUCCAAAUGAUUUUUAAUGAGCUGCAAUUUUCCCCACAGCUUAUCUAUGAAGAAUUCAGCAUUUAAAUUAAUUCAAAGUUGCUUCCGCAUGCUUGCAAUUUGAUCCACUUCAUCUUUCAUUUUUCAUAUUUCCCACAUGAGAUAAGUUAAUUCAAGUGUAUUCUUGAUUUGUCACUAUUUCUCAUUGUCCAAAAUUUAUUGAUUAAUUAUUACUCAAAUUGGUAAUUCAUACUGGCCACUCGAUGUGUUGAUUUUUUAGGCAAACAAAAUAGUAAUGAGUAAUAUUUGGCAGGAAACAAUUAAAAAUUAUUAUUUAGAAGUAUAUUUCCAACACCAUGAUUUUCUAUGAUUAACGAAGAUAUAAUUUCCAUGAUUAACUUGGGUUUGGGCACCAUUUGGGAAUCCUCGGUUGCACCAGGUUUCUCGACAAGGCGGCCGUCAAAACUUCCGAGGACGAGGUUGACCCAGAGGGGUCGUCUCCGGUUGACCCAUGGCGGCUGUGCAGCCUCCAGCAGGUGGAGGAGGUCAAAUGCCUCAUAAGGAUAAUCCCCAUCUUGUGGGCCGGCACAGUCUUCUUCCUCGGCAUCACCCAGCAGUCGACCUUCGCCACUCUCCAGGGCCUCCAGACUGACCGCCGCCUCCGGGGCACCACCUUCGUCAUCCCUGCGGCCUCCUUCAUCGUCUUCUCCAUGCUAGCCACCACCCUCUGGCUGCCCUUCUACGACCGGGUGGCGGUCCCCUGGUUGCGCCGUCGCACGGGGAGAGAGGAAGGGCUGUCGCUCCUCCAGAGGAUCGGCACAGGGCUCGUCCUCUCCGUCGUCUCCACCGUAACCGCCGCCGUGGUGGAGCGGCGCCGCCGGGGGGCAAGCGCAGCGGUGCCCAUGCAGGGUCUCUGGCUGGUGCCACAGCAGGCAAUCUCCGGGCUCUCCGAGGCCUUCGCCUCCAUCGGGCAGGUGGAGUUCUACUACAAGCAGUUCCCGGAGAACAUGCGGAGCGUCGCCGGGUCAUUCCUCUUCCUGGCCAUGGCGGUGGGGAGCUACCUCAGCGGGUUCCUCGUAACGGUGGUUCACCGGGUCACCGGCGACGGAGUCGGCGGCUGGCUGACGGAGGACCUCAACCGCGGGCAUCUCGACCGCUUCUACUUGUUGAUCGCCGGGUUGGAGGUGAUCAACUUCCUCUACUUCCUCGCCAUCUCUAGAUGGUACAGGUACAAAGGCUCGGCUGCCUCCAUGGAGGAGGAGGUUGAGCUGCCUUCAACGAGUAGAUGA